CUACUUUUAACAAUUACACAAUCCUUAUUGCUAAAGUCACUGAAAUAAUAAAAAUUUGAAAGUAUUUAUUUUAAUGUGUUUAUUCGAAUUUAAAAUAAUUUUAGAAAGUAAAACGAAUAGAAAAACCGUUGUUGGCAAUCGUGGGUUGUUAGUUGGCAAAGUAUAUGAUUAUGGAUAUAUAAUAUAAGAAGAAGUUUUAGGGUUAUGUUUUCUGUCUUUCUGUGGUUAUGUUAUUGUUUUGACCCUCAUAUUAUUUGAAGAUAGAAAUUGAAUUAAAGCAUGUUCUUAAAAGACAAUAAGCGAGAUGACUGCAUUAGAAGAAUUCGUUUUGAAUCUACAAGAAUUUUUAAUUAGUGUAAAUCAAAAAGAUCAUAAUGUAAUACGUAAACAUACAAAAAGAAUUAACGAACUUGGCGAUGUUAGUUUUCCUUUAAAUAUCAGUAAUUGGUAUCAAUAUAUUGGUGUUGAAUUAAAAAAAGAUGUAAUUACAUCAAUAUUUCAAUAUAAAUAUCCACAAUUGGACAGCCAGUCUGUUGUAAACCAGUUAAUAGAGAAAAGUUUACAAUGGACAAUUGGAAUAAAAGCUAUUACUUUUAAAAACUCUGAUGUUCAUUUAUAUUUAAAUCGAUCUUCGACAUUAUACCAAUAUGUUAUUACAAACGUAUUACACCUAAAUAAUAAAUAUGGGUCAUGUAGUAUUAUAAAUAAUAAAGUUCAUUUGGAAACUAAACCAAAUAUUGAGAAUAUAAACCUAAACGAAAUAGAUUUAAGUACUUUCAGAUUGAUAUUGUUAAAAGAUGUAGCUACAAACUUAAUAAACUUUACCACAUCUGAUUCAGCAAAAUAUGUACAUUCAAUACAAUUUGUUACUAAUCAUAGAGAAGAUGGCUGCAAGAAUAUAUUGUGUGGACCCAUAAUAAAUGAGAAAGGAGUAAAAAGUUCUUUUACUGCACAAGAAUUGUACCAAAAAAGGUCAUCUGAUAUGCGAAUGAUGGCACAACAUAAAUAUGGUGUACAGAUCAAACCUAAUUCAGCUUGGGAUGAUUAUUUUGAAAAAUUAGGAAAAGGCUCAGUGACAAUAGAAAUGUUGACAAAUAAACCUCAAAAAUCUAUUAAAAUUAGCCUAAAUGAUUUACAAUCUGCUAAUAAAGGUGCCUCAUUUAUAUUUUACAAUUGUGCAAGAUUGGCAGCAUUGUUUAAGGAAUUUGAUAAAAGAAUUUCAACAAAAGAAUACCCAGAAUUACCUAAUGUUGAAAAUAUUGAUUUUUCUUUAUUGAGCCAGUCGGAAGAAUGGGAACUUUUUUAUGUUUAUAUAUUACAGUUUCCUAUGGUUGUAAAAAGCUGUAUCAAAGAUAUCGAAAAAGGAAUUUUCAAUCCCCAAUAUUUGAUAUCGUUUUUAUCAAAUUUAUCAUCAAUUUUCAGUGUAUAUUACAGAAGAGUUCGAAUACUAACGAAUCCAAAGGAGCAUAUGUUUUCCAUUAUCCAUGCAAGAAUAUAUCUAUUAAAGGCCUUACAGUGUGUAUUUCAUAAUUCUUUAAAUUUUUUGAACAUUGAACCAAUUAAAGAAAUGUGAAAAAACUGACGACAUUUUAGGAUAUUAAAUAUAAAAGUGUAUUAUUCACCUAUGUAUAAAGUGUUUAAUAAUUUAUAUUUGUUGAAAUACA
Messenger RNA from Psylliodes chrysocephalus, 1664 nucleotides. The record is from the annotation of a GenBank genome assembly. Lineage: Eukaryota; Metazoa; Arthropoda; Insecta; Coleoptera; Chrysomelidae.